AUCUCAAGACGGCUAUAAAAAAAAGAAACAAAAUCCGGCGCCGCAGUUUUUCGUUUGGGAGGAGAGGGAGGGAAGGAAGGAAUCAGAUUGGCGCAGAUGAGGCUGGAGGGAGAAGGGAGGCCAGAUCAGUUCACCAGUCGACGAAGCAAGCGGCAGGAGGAGGCGGACUAGGGAGUGGUUGGCGCGUCGCCGUCGCGAGCCAGUGAGCUGCCUAGGAGCGCUCCUUUUUAGUCGCUGCGACGCCCGCGCCUGCGUAGGCGCCGUGUGCUCCUGCCGGCCGCACUGAGCGUGGCGAGCUCUGGGCCAGACUCGAGCGAUCUUAUCAGAUUAUCAGCUGAUUGUCACGGAAGAUGUCGCUAGCCAAGAAAGAAGAGGUUUGCAGUCACCGACUUGUACCGCGCUUGGACGAGCCUGCGGUUGGUGUGCCUAUUAAGAAGAGGCCAUUUUUCUUGUCUGACCGAUCGGUUGCAUCUGCCAUACCGCUCUCGACAAAGCCCCCAUCUCCAACGAAUACAAUGCCUGUUGCUGCUACAGGGUCAGGCUGCCGCGAGGAACCCUUCUUCAACAUCGCUAACUCAGACAGAAAAGUCAUCACCAAAGGUAAGGGAAUCCCUGACACUCAGAUCCAAGACCAUGUCAACACGUCGCUUACUGCGCUAUCCAUGACCAACGGCAACGGGGUGCUAUUUAAUGCAUCAAGUGAGAUCCCUUCUAUUGCAGACAGUGCUACAAGGACGUCUGCACCCGAUGAUGAAUUGCAACUUCAAAAUUUUUUGGCUCUGGAUUUACAGUUACCAUCUCGUCAAAGUGGCAAAAAUAAUAACUAUAGCUCUCUUAGGAAGGAUGAGAAACUGGGCCAGAGUCGUUCGGAACACUACAAUAACGUUCCUGUUGCAAAUGAAAUCAAUGCUUCUGGGAAUAGUAUUGUUGGGAGAUUGCCUAACUUGGAUCUGAAUAUACCUCCGGACCCAGCUGAUUCACUUGAAGGUUUGCCUAAAAUGCAUGAAAGUGGGAGUGGGUUCUAUCAUCAUAGAACAAUUCAACAUCAGAAAGCUCAGGUGACCCCAGCCGCAGCCAUUUCUACGAUAAACAGUGGGAUAGGUCGAAAUAUGUGCAGUACUCUGAACAUGUCUAAUUCAUAUGGGCUUUCUCAUAAGUCUGGACCAGCUGAUGUUACCUUAGAUUUACAACUUAAACCACCAACUAGACCUGAGCUAGGGAUAAACUGGAAAGGACUUGCUCCUGCUCCAGAACUGAGUCUCUCUCUAUUUGGUAAGCCUAUGGACGAGCCUGAGUUUCCUAGCACCCCCAAUGCCUUAUUUCAUUCUGGAACUGCUGGAAGUUCCAAAAAGGUCAGUGGGGAGGCUGCUGCUACACUUGGGUCAGAUAAGGCACCAGUUGAGAAGAUUGUAACACCUGUUCCCUGCAAUGUAAAUCCUCUGAAUACUACAUCAGCAACUGUUUCUGGAAUUGAUCAGCUGCCAUCUAAUAAUUUGGUGAAGAAAGAACCUGAAGAAAUAUCCCAGCAGCAUAUUAUUGACGGCGCUAAAAAGCCAAAUCCAUUAGAACGACAAAGUGUUGGACAAGUUAUCGGUUGUGCUGAAUCUGAAAAGACGGACAGUGCACCCCAAGGUGCUCGUAAAAUUGGGUUUGAUUUGAAUUCUGACAUCUUUGCAAAUAGUAGUAUCCAUAAUGAGUCUGAUGUAGCAGCAGUUGAUGCCCCAAUACCAGCUAAAACUUUACCUGAUACUUGCCAUGAUACGAGCAUGCCUGCUGUUCCUGAAGUAGACAAAUUUGUGAAGCAUGAAGAAUCCACAAGUGCCACCCUCAGUCCUGUUGUGGAAACAGGAAAUGGUCAUACUACACUGUUGGUGGAAGCAAAAUCACAGCGUUCGCAAGGUAAUGUUGCUAGCCCUGCUGUUGGGUUAUCUGAAUCCUCCAGCCAGCCCACCGUUUCUACUGUUUGCAAGCCAACAGCCGGCCAUAUUCGUGCUGAUGAGGAUACGAGGCAGAGGUCUUGUGAUACUAAUGAAUCUUGCGGUGCAUUACCAAGUUCCUCCAAUCCUACAGUUGAACCUUUGCCUUCAAAUUCUCUGGGGAAUGCUAUUGUUGAUGGUAUGUCACAAGGAAGUGCUGAAAUGGACUGUUCAGAUGAUGAUGUUAAUACUGUUUCACGAAUUCCAACUACAAAUAAGCCUCAUGAUGAGUCAUUGGGGAAUGUCCCAAUCAGCAAGGAUGGUAUCAAUACUAAUAAUAACUUAAGCAUAGAGCUAAAGAAAGAACACGACAGUGAUAUGCAUCAAGAUUGUUCAUCUAUGACAAAUAAGGUUACUAUUGAUGCUAUUGAUGGUGACAAGUGUAUUAAAACAAAAGUUGGUGUUUUCAGCCAUGCAGGUCAGCAGGGGUUCCGAAAUGAGGUUUCUGCUAGCGAAAACUCUAAAGACAAACGCUCUUUGAAUUCUGAGAAGAAUACUCCAGUAAAUAAUACUGACCAUAGCAUGCAAGAUGCUAAGACUGCUGCAGGCUCCAGUACCACAGAUCUCCAGAAGUCAUCAGCUUUGCCAAAAUCUGCUUCUCCUAAAAUGCAACCUACUAAGCAACCUCCUAAGACUUUAGAUAGCCGUCUUGGGAAGACUAGAAGCCCAGAUAUAAAGUCAGAGAUGUCUCAAAAUGGUAUGCAAGCUGGGAGCUGUAGUGAGAACCAUGCAAAACUUGCUGCUUUGAAGACAGAGCAUCAGAAUGAAAGUGAAGAGGUCGGUAGACACUCUGAUUUGCACCCAAGAGACUCUGUCCUGGGUGAAGACUCAGAACUUGAUGGUGCUUCAAGCAGUCAACAGCAUAGUGAAUAUAGCAAGAAGACAGCUUCUGAAAAGUCAGAACGUGACAAAUCCAAACCUGACUCUUGUAACAUAUCUGUUCAGAAUGAAAAAGAUGGACAACUUGGGGCAAAUUUGAGAGAACUGGGGUAUGCUUAUGUGAACAGGAAUGAAAGAUGGGAGAGGUUCAUGGAGUCUGAGAGAGAAAAGAGCAAUGGAGAAUGCCAUGGUGGCAGACAUGCAUCUGACGUUAUGAACAAACGAAUGACAAACCACCGUGGUGGUUGGCGGGGUGCUGGAUCCCGUGGCCAUCUGAGGAACUUCCGAGGUCCAAGAAUGCGCAAUGAGUUUGCUGAUGAAUCUAUUGGUGGCAACAGGCACUCAUUUGAAGAUGAACCUGGGCACACCCGAGGUCCACAUAGGAGGCGGCAUUCACCACCACAUGGCUGCCUCAUGAGAGAUACGGACAUUGACGAAUUCUACGGAAGAGAGAUUCCAGAGUAUAGGCUGCCGGCCCGUGGACAAAUAGAAGAUCUCCCAGAUAGCAUGAUGGACGACAGGUUUUUUAUGCCGUAUUCCCAUAGACACCGUGGUCAAGGUGAUCAUGGGUUCAUCCACAGAGACAGAGACAGGAGUCAUUCGCCUGCUGCACAGAGAAGGGUUGGCCAUGUGCAUUUCCAUCGUGGACGAUCACCUGAAGCGAUGCGCAGAUCACCACCGCCGGUAAUGCGAACUGACAGAACAUACAUGCCUCACCGCCAUCACAACGGAAGCCAUGACGAGAGGGGUGCCAUGCAAAGAAAUGACAGGAGGUGCGCCAUGGAAGGUGAUGCCUCAGGCUUCGAGCCACCGCUACAUCCCUCCCACCUAGCUGAGUUCCAUACAGUAGAGGAACUUGUGGGCAGAAGGAAGUAUAGGGAGCGGAGACCAUAUCUUCAUUCAACGGUGAGUGACGAAGACGAGAUGCUCCCCUACCGCACGGAGGAUGACAUGGAGUUUGCUGAAGGAGGUGCUGGUCCACGAGAGCACAACGGCGGCUUCAGGAACAGGAUGGGGCACGACAGGGCACGAGGGGAACAAGAGGACGGGUACAGGCACCGCCGUGGCGGUCAUCAAGGGUGGCGAGACAGUGACACAAAUGACAGACCAAAGAGGAGGAGGUACUGACCUACUGCACUCACAGCUUGACCGGCUAAUGAAGACGACGUCGUUGGCCUUUGGGUGGACUGGACUGGCUGAUGCAUCUGCCACAGAUCUCGGUCUCAGACGAACCCAACACCUUUUUGCCAGCGUCUCCCAUUCCAUAUAUUGCUUUGUUUUUGCUGCAUUAUUUUCUCAGGACAUGGUGCUGCAGCGUCUAAAGCAUACUGCUCCCUCCCUCUCUCUAUAGUAACCCUGGGUCCUGCUCCGUUUACAAGCCGAGCUGCUAGUACAUGUGGAUGAUGAAGGGUGGGUGGAGACACUGAACAUUUUGAGGCCAAGGUCAAAGUGAAAUAAGAACCCCCCCGGCAUGUGCUAUUUUUGCCCUGGGUGCUAGUGCGGCCCUUGUAUUAAAGACCGACUUGUCUCUAUAAUUUGGUUUCGAGUUGAUGUGAGUACAGCUGCUGUGGGACCGACAUUCCAUGGAAAAGGUGAGCCGCGCGUGAAGGCGACAAACGCCACUUGGGUGAAAUUUCACAUGAUCUCUCGAGUGCCCUCCGUGGAACUGGAUGGAGCUGCGAAGCUGCUGCUGCGUACUCGAGGGAUUCGUUGUCCGUGGGGGCUCGACAGCUCCAGCGAUUUGGCAUCUUCAUUGUUCUCUUUCUGUGGUCCAGCUCCAGCCAUACAGGCGUUGUUGUGCCGCUGUCGUACGCGACCCGAACGCGAGCGCGAUGAGAGUCGAUUGGUCUGUCUGCCGUCGCUUUGACCGGCGUUGCGCUUGAUGGUCAAGUCGUCGCCUGCGCAUAGCAAAUCCACACGUCUGCUUGGUGCUUG
Zea mays is the source of this 4790-nucleotide messenger RNA. Its product is annotated as probable GPI-anchored adhesin-like protein PGA55. NCBI's taxonomy places the organism in Eukaryota, Viridiplantae, Streptophyta, Magnoliopsida, Poales, Poaceae. The transcript has 4 exons. Gene Ontology annotation, molecular function: phosphatidylinositol phosphate binding. Gene Ontology annotation, biological process: protein transport. The record is from RefSeq and is a predicted model, not a curated record. The coding region runs from base 351 to 3983 and encodes 1210 amino acids. Gene Ontology annotation, cellular component: early endosome membrane.